This is a messenger RNA of Panicum virgatum (switchgrass), 1119 nucleotides long. RefSeq names its product expansin-A23-like. The record is from RefSeq and is a predicted model, not a curated record. Gene Ontology annotation, cellular component: extracellular region. The transcript has 2 exons. Gene Ontology annotation, biological process: plant-type cell wall organization. Bases 221 to 1027 code for a protein of 268 amino acids. Lineage: Eukaryota; Viridiplantae; Streptophyta; Magnoliopsida; Poales; Poaceae.
UCGAUCGCAAGGCAAAGCCAGGAAUGCUAGCCUAUAUAUACAUCGGAUCAGAUUCACCCUGCAAUCAUCAGAACCAGCAGAUCGAUUUCCACACACACAUACACACGGAGAGAUCUAGCUAGCUAGACGCUCUAGCUGCAUUAUUCAAAGCAACAAUUCAGAUCGGUCAGGCUUUGGAUCCAUCACCUCCUGCAAUUUAGCUUGCAAAUCGACUGCUGACAUGGCAGCAGUUAGAGCUUUCGCAGUCGCGCUGCUCGCACUCAGCUGGGCCCUGGCCGUGGCCGCGGACAACGUCACGACCAGCUCGUCGUCGUCUCCGGCGCCGCCGCCGGCCGUGUGGCAGAGGGGGCACGCGACGUUCUACGGCGGAGCGGAUGCCUCCGGGACCAUGGGUGGCGCGUGCGGGUACGGGAACCUGUACUCGCAGGGGUACGGCUCGCGCACGGCGGCGCUUAGCACGGUGCUCUUCCAAGAUGGCGCUUCCUGCGGGCAGUGCUACAAGAUCGCGUGCGACCGCAAGACGGACCCGACGUGGUGCCGGCCCGGCGUCACGGUGACCGUCACCGCCACCAACUUCUGCCCGCCCAACUGGGAGCUCCCCGACGGCGGGUGGUGCAACACGGCGCGGCCGCACUUCGACAUGGCGCAGCCGGCGUGGGAGAGGAUCGGCGCCGACACCCGCGCCGGCAUCAUCCCCGUCAUCUACCAGAGGGUCCCGUGCGCGAGGAGGGGCGGGGUGAGGUUCACCAUCAACGGCCACGACUACUUCAACCUGGUGCUCGUGACCAAUGUUGCAGGAGCUGGCUCCAUCAAAUCCAUGGAUGUCCGGAGCUCCGACGACUCGGGCGAUUGGAUGCCCAUGGCGCGCAACUGGGGCGCUAACUGGCACUCGCUGGCGUACCUAAGCGGGAAGAGGCUCUCGUUCAGGGUCACCAUCACGGAUGGCCAAACCCUCGAGUUCACAAACGUGGUGCCGCCUGGAUGGACGUUCGGCGUCACAUUUGCCAGCAACUUGCAGUUCAAAUAAGAAAUUCGUUGGGAAUCAGAUCCAUAUAAUAAUAAGUUGCUCAUGUUGUACACUAGCUACUUGCAUAUGAGACGACAUGGGAAGCGUGCUGU